AUGUCGACUCAGCCUCUCUUGCAGCGUACGGCAGGCAAGCGUAUUGCGCUCCCUGUGCGUGUCGAACCUAAGGUGUUCUUCGCCAACGAGCGUACCUUCCUCUCGUGGCUCAGCUUUACUGUGACUCUCUCGGCCCUGGCUGCGGGUCUGCUUAACUUUGGUGACCGUGUAGGUCGUGUGAGUGCUGCCCUGUUCAGCUUGGUCGCCGUCGCGAUCAUGCUCUAUGCCCUUGUGACCUACCACUGGCGUGCGCAGGCGAUCCGCAACCGCGGUAGCGGUCCCUACGAUGACCGUCUGGGUCCUACGGUCCUUUCUGUGCUUCUGCUCACGGCCAUCAUUGUAAACUUUGUCCUCCGCUUCAAUGAGUAG
Molecule: messenger RNA, 369 nt
Organism: Malassezia pachydermatis
Lineage: Eukaryota; Fungi; Basidiomycota; Malasseziomycetes; Malasseziales; Malasseziaceae
Product: vacuolar transporter chaperone 1
Exons: 4
Coding region: 1-369 (122 amino acids)
Cellular component (GO): vacuolar transporter chaperone complex; fungal-type vacuole membrane
Source: RefSeq, a predicted model, not a curated record